AUGGAAGGAGGAGGGUGGAAACCAAGGAUUCGGAGAAGACCAGUGGGUUAUCAGCAAGCUAGUUUAAGGGGACCAGGAAUUUUCACUGUUUUUGUGGACAACUUACCAGAAUCAAUGGAACCAAGAGGUUUGUUCAAUCUCUUUAGCAACUAUGGAGUGGUGAAGGAUGUGUUUAUUCCGAAGAAAAGAAGGAAAGUUUUGGGAACAAGAUUUGGGUUUGUUAGAUAUGAUUGUCAGGUUGCAGCAAGUAUGGCAGUUCAAAAAACUGAAGGGUCGUGGUGUGAUGAUAAGGAACUGAAGGUACGGAUAGCUGCAUACGGAAGUAAAGCUCAGAAUAUGAAGAUGCAGGAGUCAAGAAAGGAGAGUAAUAGUGCCAUCAAACAGAGGGUGCAAUGGAAAACAAUAGAGGGGGGGUAA
Camellia sinensis is the source of this 417-nucleotide messenger RNA. The record is from RefSeq and is a predicted model, not a curated record. NCBI's taxonomy places the organism in Eukaryota, Viridiplantae, Streptophyta, Magnoliopsida, Ericales, Theaceae.